AUGGUACUAAGAAACAACUUGGGUGCAAAUCUAGAAUCAUUUAUCUCUGAAAGGGUUACUCCUAUCUCUGGUGACAUUUGUGACGAGAAUUUAGGAAUCAAAGAUUGUACAUUGAGAGAAGAGAUGUGGAAAGAAAUAGACAUCGUCUUAAAUUCUACUACUACAACAAACUUUGAUGAAAGAUAUGAUGUUGCGUUGGGCAUCAACACAUAUGGAGCUUUGCAUGUUUUGAGCUUUGCACAGAAUUGUGUUAAAUUGAAGAUACCAGCAGACAUGGUGGUAAAUUCUAUGACUGUGGCCAUGGUGGCUCAUGCAAAUAAGUCUUCUCAGAUCAUCUUCCAUGCUGGUUCUUCAUUGAGAAAUCCAAUGAGAUUAUAUACUCUUAAAGAAUUCCUCUUCCGGUACUUCACUGGAAAUCCGUGA
This is a messenger RNA of Quercus lobata, 423 nucleotides long. RefSeq names its product alcohol-forming fatty acyl-CoA reductase-like. Gene Ontology annotation, molecular function: alcohol-forming very long-chain fatty acyl-CoA reductase (NADP+) activity. The transcript has 3 exons. Gene Ontology annotation, biological process: suberin biosynthetic process; long-chain fatty-acyl-CoA metabolic process. Gene Ontology annotation, cellular component: intracellular membrane-bounded organelle. Lineage: Eukaryota; Viridiplantae; Streptophyta; Magnoliopsida; Fagales; Fagaceae. The record is from RefSeq and is a predicted model, not a curated record. Bases 1 to 423 code for a protein of 140 amino acids.